Cladophialophora carrionii CBS 160.54 is the source of this 1803-nucleotide messenger RNA. RefSeq lists its product as uncharacterized. Gene Ontology annotation, molecular function: FAD binding; oxidoreductase activity. The record is from RefSeq and is a predicted model, not a curated record. Lineage: Eukaryota; Fungi; Ascomycota; Eurotiomycetes; Chaetothyriales; Herpotrichiellaceae. The coding region runs from base 1 to 1803 and encodes 600 amino acids. The transcript is spliced from 3 exons.
AUGCUUUGCAACGUUGGCCUCACUGGUCUUUGUUUUACCUUUUCAUUCUUAGGACUUAUAUACGCCGCUCCCCAGCAAUACUGCAAGCCCAUCCCUGGCUCUGCAGACUGGCCCUCUAUUUCAGACUGGGAGGCCUUGAACAGCUCCGUCUCAGGUCGUCUCAUCGCACCCGUUCCACCGGGCUUAGUAUGCCAAACCAACAGUUCAGUACACAGCACCGCAGCAUGCACAGAGCUCUUGGGUCAAUGGGGCAACUCAUCGUUCCACGCAAACGACCCCUUCACUGCUGAUUACAACGACGAUUCAUGCCUGCCUGAUCCGAGAGCACCGUGCUCUUCAGCAUCUCUGCCUGCGUAUGUCGUGAAUGCCACCGUUGCAGCGGACGUUCAAGCUGCUGUGAGGUUUGCUCACAGGACUGGUGUGAGGCUGAUUAUCAAGGGAACGGGUCAUGACUUCCUAGGACGCUCUUCCGGCCCAGGUGCUCUCUCGAUCUGGACACACAGCCUGCGCGGUGUUAACGUUACCAUGGGCGACUCCCUAGCGAAACGUUACGGCGGAGUGGCCUCCGUCAAGAUCGCCGCCGGUAUGCGCUUCGGCGAAAUCUAUCAAGCUGUAUCGGCAUAUAACCUAUCGAUCGUGGGAGGCGCCGAUCCAAAUGUCGGCAUCGGCGGUUGGGUCACGGCUGGUGGCCAUUCUCCCAUCAGCAGCGUGUACGGUCUGGGAGCCGACCAAGUCCUCGAGAUGGAUGUCGUGACCGCCAAUGGAACGCGCCUGACCAUCAACGAGGAUUCAUACCCGGGCUUAUUCUGGGCCAUGAGAGGCGGUGGUGGCUCUACCUUUGCGGUUCUCCUGAGCGUCACAUUCCGCGCAUAUCCCACAUUCCCAAUCACAGUGUACAGCUUCAGCUACAACACGACCGCCAACACCGAUACAUUCUGGUCGUUGCUUGCGUACUUCCACAGCCAGCUGCCCGAGCUCUCCGACGCCGGCGCCAUGGGUUACUACUACAUGACACCAAACAACAGCCUCGGGCAACCUGACCCGGCGCGGCAGGGCAUGCUCGCCGGCGGGUGGAUCCUGCCCAACAAGACCGUCCAGCAGACCAACCGGAUUUUCACACCGUUGGAAAACACAUUCAGGAACAACACCCUCGGCUGGGAUGACCCAGUAUGGAUGAUGAACGAGACUCUCACGCUCCCGGACUAUACCAAAGCGUGGCUUCUAAUUAGCACGCCCCAGGACGUUGGCACGGAAGUCCGCCUUGGUUCUCGUCUCCUUGACCGCAAAGCCCUAAAAUCUGACCCGGCCAAGGUGAAAAGGCUGUUCAAGCAAGCAAACACCAACCCGCAGUCCGUCAUCCUCGGCCACCUGAUCGCUGGGCAGAGCGUCAAGGACGUCAAGAACGGCAUCCCAGGUGGUGGCAAUGCCGUCCUCCCGGCCUGGCGGAAGGAUGUCUACACGCACAUCGUCCUGCCUCGGACGUGGCCGUAUCUCAACGAGACGGCCAAACACGAGACCACGACGCACCUCCGCGAGGUUGAAACACAAGCACUGAGCGACCUCGCGCCCGAUACGGGGGCGUAUAUCAACGAAGCAGACCCCACGGAACCGAACUGGCAGGAGACCUUCUGGGGCGAGAAUUAUCCCAGGCUGUUGAGCUUGAAGCGGGAAUGGGACCCGGAGGGCGUGUUUUGGUGUGUGCCGUGCGUAGGACAUGGGGAUGGAUGGGAGGUGAAGAGCGACGUCGGGAUAGAGGGCGCUAUUGGGCAGAGUCCGGGGCGGAUUUGCAGAACGAUGGCUUGA